Messenger RNA from Rotaria socialis, 651 nucleotides. NCBI's taxonomy places the organism in Eukaryota, Metazoa, Rotifera, Eurotatoria, Philodinida, Philodinidae. The record is from the annotation of a GenBank genome assembly.
AUGUGGUACCGUUUAUCAACAUUAAUAACAGCAUCACUAAUAUUGAUUUUCACCACAAAUAUUCAAGGAAGAGAUUGGAUCGACUACGAUGAACCAUCAUCCAAUGUUGAUGCAACAUUCGAGGAUGAUUCCGAUCAAUAUUUGAGCGCAUUAACACGUGAUGAAGAGCAAGAAAUACACAGUCCACUUGUAACCGGUUAUAAAUAUGUGUCAGGUGGAGCAGGUGAAGGUCGACAACAUCUUAGUCCUAGUGGUGAAAUACCAAAUCAUCCUGAAGUAAAAACCGACGAAGAACUUCCAUCCUAUUGUAGUCCUCCUAAUCCAUGUCCAUUAGGUUUUGAAGCUGAUGAUUGUGACGCAUCAGAAAUGUCUAAAUUUACAGCUGAAUACAGUCGACUAUAUCAAGCUACUCAAGAUUGCCAAUGUGACAAUGAUCAUGACGAAUGCUAUGCGAAUAGCAUUAUGUAUACUGUUCCACCACAUGGCUCAUCAAAGGGUAUUUUAAAGCGUGCUCGGCGAAUUAGACGCAGUGCUCGUCAUUCAGAUGAAAAAAAUCAUACGAAAGUUAAUUCGAAACAAAAUCCAUAUCAUAAAGGACAGACUCUGCGACUCCAUGUUGCUAAAAAGUCUCCAAUGAGUAUGGUGUCGUAA